AUGGCAUAUCCAGCCGUUUCCGAACCGUAUUCAGUGAAUGUAAAUAGCACAGCAUGUCCAGUACCUUACUCUGCUUUCGCUCCUCAGAUUCCUAAUGAGAUAUAUCCGAAACCACCUCCCUUACUUAUUAAUUUUGAGUUUAAUAUCACCUUGGUUGUUAUUUUUCAGGUUGGCAAUGUUUCUAGACAGACGGACUUAUGCUGCUUGAUAUGUUUGAUAUUUCUAUCACUUUGCACAUUCCCCUUUGGUAUAAUCCUUCUUUGCUUUAUUCCUUGCGCAUUUCGCCAAAAAUGCAGUCAUUGUCAUCGCUUUGCGUAG
Messenger RNA from Thelazia callipaeda (thelaziosis nematode), 318 nucleotides. The record is from the annotation of a GenBank genome assembly. Lineage: Eukaryota; Metazoa; Nematoda; Chromadorea; Rhabditida; Thelaziidae.